Messenger RNA from Leptinotarsa decemlineata (Colorado potato beetle), 1266 nucleotides. RefSeq lists its product as uncharacterized. Gene Ontology annotation, biological process: chitin catabolic process; carbohydrate metabolic process; proteolysis. Gene Ontology annotation, cellular component: extracellular region. Lineage: Eukaryota; Metazoa; Arthropoda; Insecta; Coleoptera; Chrysomelidae. The record is from RefSeq and is a predicted model, not a curated record. Gene Ontology annotation, molecular function: serine-type endopeptidase activity; chitinase activity; chitin binding.
AUAAUUUUAUAUUAAUCAGUCCCUUAAGAACUUGAACGACUGAUGUACAUUCAUAUAAAUUUAUACAUUAUUACUACAACUAUCACAAAUACUCACUGUACCAUUUUUUCAGUACUAUGUCCAAGCCUGAUUUUUCCAAAAAACUCCACAGUUAUUUGUAAAGAUUAUAAAAAUGAAAAUAUCGACUGUACCGACACAACAGAAGGUUCCAGUGUAUCCUUCACAUGUCCCUCCGGAUAUGCAACUUCCCAGGGAACUUCAGGAGUUAGGUUUUGUGUCAAUGGAUCUUGGGGAAAACCAAAACCAGUGUGUAAAAGGAAAUUCUCUGUAGCCUCUCAAACCAACACCACAGCUGCCACAACUCCUUUACUCAACCAAACUGUUGAAGAUACGACUGGUGUGAAAGUUAUAUGCACUUACAACAGUGAUUACUCUCAUAAAGGCGUUUAUCCCGAGAAUUUAGAUGCUAGUAUGUGCACUCAUUUAGUUUAUGAAUAUAUCGGACUUUGGGAUAAAGGAGAUGUUCGCGUUCAAGAUGAUUUAAUUGAUCUGGAUCAAGAACACAGAGGUUUAUACCUCAGAUCUACGGACCUGAAAAGAAAGAAUCCUAAUCUGAAGGUAUUAUUGAGUGUUGGUGGCACAGCUGCAAGCAAUUCCACUCUAUUUUCUCGUAUAGCUGGUCAUGCAGGCAAAACAGGAGCAUUUCUUGGAAGUUCGGGUUAUUUCAUAAAGACAUAUCAUUUCGACGGUUUGAAUAUCGAUUGGCAGUUUCCGAAAGAAGAAGAUAAGGAAAAAUAUAUGUCUUUCCUGGAAACAGUGAGAUAUGAAUUUGAUAAGACCGGAUGGCUAUUAAGUGCAUCUGUACGAUCUGAUCCAGCAGGAACUGGAUAUGAUCCGCCAAAAAUGAACAAACUUCUAGACUGGAUCACGAUCAAGUCCUAUGAUUUCUACGAAGCUUCUUCUAGUAACUACACCGGAAUACACAACCCUCUGUAUCAUUCUCCGAAAGAAACCAAAUGGGAGAAGAGACAUCUCAACAUGGAGGCGGCAGCUAACAACUGGCUCAAUGCUGGUAUCAGCAGGGAGAAACUUGUACUGAGUGUAGCGUUUCAUGGACGAUCAUUUCAGCUGAAAGAUGCUGAUAAACACGAGAUUCACUCCCCCAUUACUGGACCAGGGCCAGGUGGUGACACAGGGUUCCUGGACUACGCAGAGGUGAGGCGGGAAAAAGUAGUUGAUGUCGAAGAGUAGGAAUUGUCUUUCAGC